Neodiprion fabricii is the source of this 2149-nucleotide messenger RNA. RefSeq lists its product as uncharacterized. The coding region runs from base 280 to 2067 and encodes 595 amino acids. The record is from RefSeq and is a predicted model, not a curated record. Lineage: Eukaryota; Metazoa; Arthropoda; Insecta; Hymenoptera; Diprionidae. The transcript is spliced from 3 exons.
UUACAAACACGGCAACGCAAAAGAGAUAAAAGGUCAUUGAUAACACUGGAACCUGAUUUCGAAGCGGACCUAUAAUGUGACUCGACCUUCGUUGACAUAAUUCAAAGAGUACAGUGCCUGGGAGUAGGUUAGGUUGGUAAAAGUGUCAGUUGGUGCGUGGUCCGUGCUUGUUUACUGAACAGAGAAGACCAGGGUCCUGCCCGUGUUCUGCCGGCGCCGCGUUUAAACAACAUUGUGGCACUUACGUUACAGUUACGUGCAGCAGCGUCAAGAAAGCAGAUGAGUCACCGAUAUAAAUUGCGAAGUGUUGCGGAAGUCAAAAAAAUCUGUGAGAGAGAAGAAACAGAAGAAGGAAAUGACCGGCUUUCUUCAGAUGAGGAAAGCGAUUACAUAGAAGAAGUAACAAACUCUGAAUCCGAAGAAACUGUAUCUGACUUGGAAACCGCAGAUGAAAGUGAAUCAGAGUCUGCAAGUCAACAAUAUUGGGUCCAGACUGGAAGAAAACGUCAAAGGCCAACUACUCAAACGUCUUGUGAUGGCAGAAUACCCAGUGUCAUUUAUGGACAUGACGGGUACCAGUGGUACUCAACGGCAUGUCAAAAAAUACGUCACCAAAAUCAUAGUACGAGUUUUUUGCCAGGUCCAGUUGGAGAAGCAUGGAAUGCUAAAACUCCACUCGAAGCAUGGAGUUUACUCUUGAAUGAUUCCAUCCUGGAAAAAAUCGUUCGUCAUACAAAUGAAGAAAUUAUACGAUACCGAAAUUCAGUAGAAACGGAAAAAAAUGUGAAUCAUGUGUACAGCAAUGUGGCAAUGCAUGAACUGAAAGCUUUUAUCGGAAUACUUUAUUUCAUGGGCUUGCAGAAAACUUCAUCUGCAAAUGUUGAUGACUUGUGGUCUGCCGGUUAUGGUUCGGUAAUAUAUCGGGCAACAAUGUCGAUUCACAGGUACCACUUCCUCUCGAGGAUGAUACGAUUUGAUGAUAAAAAUACAAGGCCACAGCGGAGAGAAAUGGAUAAAUUUGCCCCAAUACGCUUAGUGUGGGAAAUCUUCACCUCUAACUGUACAAAGUUUUACAUACCAGCAUCAUAUUGCACAAUUGAUGAACAAUUGGUUUCAUUCUCAGGACGUUGUCCAUUUAAAGUGUACAAUGGCUUAAAGCCCGAUAAAUAUGGCAUAAAAAUCGUUAUGGUAAAUGAUUCACAUACUUUUUAUAUGUACAGCGCGGAGCCAUAUUUAGGGAAAGUGACGACGGACCCUGGGGAGAGUGUUUCAUCCUAUUACUUGCGAAAAUUAUCCGAGCCACUACAUGGGACCUUGAGAAAUCUGACGUGUGGCAAAUGGUUUUCUUCUGUUGAGAUCUUCGAUAAGAUGUUACAAGAUCAUUCCCUAAUGAUGGUCGGGACCAUCAAAAGAAAUAGGAGACAAAUUCCUGAUAGUUUCAGAAAAGCAGGGCCUGUUUCAUCCACAAAAUUUGCAUUCGAUGGUACGAAAACAUUAGUUUGUUACACUCUACAAAAGAAGAAAAUUGUUCUAGUACUUUCAACCUUCCAUCAAACUGUUGAAAUCGAUAAGGAGUCACAAAAACCAGAAAUUAUCAAAUUUUACAACUCAACGAAAGGUGGCACAGACACAUUUAAUCAAAUGUGCCUUGAGUAUACCACGGCGAGAAAAACCUCAAGAUGGCCUACAAGAAUUUGGAUGGCCAUGCUCGAUCAAGCAGCCAUCAACGCAAUGGUACUCUACAAUUUCAAUGGGAACAACCAGCUGCUGGCUAGAAGACAAUUUUUGAAAACUUUAGGUAGAGCAUUGAUCGAGCCUCACCUUCGCGCGAAACUGCGGACUGUAAAUCUAUGUCGGAACUUGCGAUUGUAUAUUGAAGAAAUUCUGGACAUUGAAAAGCCUAUCGUUCACACAAACUGUACCCCCACCCUCGGAAAGCGGGCAAGGUGUGCUUUUUGCCCAAGAUCUAACGAUCGAAAAUCGCGUACUGUUUGUGCAAUUUGCAAUCGAAUUUUGUGCGAAGAACAUCGUACACUCUACUGCCCACUGUGCAGCGAACGUAACUAACCAUUUUACACAAGUUUAUUUCUUUUCAGUAUUAUUAUAUUUUCCCGAUGCGUAAUAUACAUUAUAAGUUGUAACAAAAAUA